CUAACAUCCUUCUGCUGCCGCUGGCUCAGGGGGCCGAUCACAAGCUCAGCCCCCAGGCAGACCCCCCGCUCCCACCCCCAGGGAAAGCAUCAAAAGAUCCAAGGAAGUUGGCUGCCGAGACCUGCCAGCCUGGGCCCAGCUGCUGCCCUCUGCCAGCUCAAAGUCACCUUUGCUCCAACUCCUCUGCUGGCCAGCCAGAGCGGGCCACUCAGCAGGAACCAGGAACCAGCCCCUAUUGGGCAAUCAUUAAAUCGGAUUCUUGACAUUCCUCUGCCCCAGGUCGGCUUGGGAAACAUGCUCCCCGGAGGAGGAGGCGCGGAGGCCCAGGACCCGCAUUUGGACAUGCAGCUGAUGGGCAAGGUGGUGCUGUCUGCCGCUGCCCUGCUCCUGGUGACAGUCGCCUACAGGCUGUACAAGUCGAGGCCUGCCUGGGCCCCGCUGUGGGGUGGGAACGCCAAGGCCGGAGCAGAGGAGGAGGCAGAGGGCUCCUGGCAGCCUUCCAUCCAGGGUGCUGCUCCCGGGGCACCACACUGGGAGCUGAGACGCCGGAGGGGAAGCAAGGGGGCAGGAGCACUGCUGGGCUGCAGCUGGGAGAAUCCCAGGGGCUCCCGAGUCCUGGAAAUAGGAGCCUCUUCCAGGGACUCAGAACCCCUAGAGACUCAGAAGCUGGAGAGGACAGGCGCAGGUGAGGAGGGGAGUGGGCAGCGCCCGGACUCUGGCCUGGUGCCUCCCUGCUGCAGUGACCAGGAAGCCGGAACAGCUGUUGGCGGUAAGCCUGAGCCACCCCCCCACCCCCAUUUGGGCAGUGAACCAGAAAGCUCUGCCGCUGGCCUUGCUGUGGCAGACGGCAGCGGUGUGGGUGGUGAACCUGCUUCAUGGCAGGACGGCAGACCCCCCGAGCAGCCAGGGGCUGGGGAGCAGGAGUCCCCCCACCACUGUUGGAUGGCCCACAUGGAAGGCAGCAGUGACAUGAACAAGAGCUGGGUCUUCACCCAAGUGACGGGCGUCUGUAGGGAAGAGGCUGGGGCCCUCCAGGCUGCCUCGGACAUGGGCCUGGCCCUGCGUCAGCGGGAGGGAGCCAUCAACGCCUCCUAUACCUUCUCAUCCGUGGCCCGGGUUCGAGUGGAGGAGAAUUUCAUCCAGAAGGUGGAGGGGACCAGGCCCAGGCUGAAGGGCAAGGUGUACGAUUACUAUGUGGAAUCAACCUCUCAGGCCACCUCCAGGGGCAGGCUGGCCCCCAGGACAGCAGCCCUGGCUGAGGCUCUACUCCCUGUGCCACUGCCAGGGCCCCCGGGAACUGGGGCGGCCUCGGGAGGCCGUGCCAGUGACACAGAUGGCAGAGCUGAAACAGCUGCCUCCCCCCAGCCCGUGCUGUCGCCCUCCACGCGGGGCUUCAACAGGAAGGCGAGCCUCCUCCAGAUCGUGGAGCACCCGGAGCUUCAGCUGCAGCUCGAUGGCUUUGGGGCCCCCACUCCAUCCUGCCCAGACCAGAGUGCCCCGCCAGGCUGCCCCAUAUCCCAGGAUUCUCUCGGGCCCAGCUCAGCUGGAAGCAGUGGGGAGGCCCAGGUGGAGCCCGUGGCCGGGACCACUUUCUUCCACCUCCCGAUUGCCCUCUGCUCAGCCCCAGGCGUUCACCUGGAUCUGGGCAAUUGCUAUGAGGUGCUGACCUUGGCCAAGAGGCAGAACCUGGAGACCCUAAAGGAGGCGGCCUACAAGGUGAUGAGCGACAACUACCUCCAGGUCCUGCGCAGCCCGGACAUCUAUGGGUGCCUGAGUGGGGCAGAGCGGGAGCUGAUCCUCCAGCGUCGGCUCCAGGGCCGCAAGCACCUGGUGGUGGCCGACGUGUGCCCCCAGGAAGACUCCGGCCGCCUCUGUUGCUAUGACGACGAGCAGGAUGUCUGGCACCUGCUGGACCGUCUGCCCCCCGAGGCUGUGUCCCGGGGCUGCGCCAUCUGCAGUCUCUUCAAUUAUCUCUUCGUGGUGUCCGGAUGCCAGGGGUCCGGGCGCCAGCCCUCCAACCGCGUCUUCUGCUACAAUCCGCUGACAGGGAUCUGGAGCGAGGUGUGCCCGCUGAACCAGGCCCGGCCGCACUGCCGGCUGGUGGCCCUGGAUGGGCUCCUGUACGCCAUUGGGGGCGAAUGUCUGAACACGGUCGAGCGCUAUGACCCUCGCCUGGACCGCUGGACCUUUGUCCCGCCUCUCCCCAAUGACACCUUCGCCCUGGCGCACACGGCCACCGCGUGUGCCGGUGACAUCUUCGUCACAGGCGGCACGCUGCGGUACCUGCUGCUCCGCUUCUCGGCCCAGGAGCAGCGCUGGCGGGCCGGCCCCACGGGGGGCAGCAAGGAUCGCACGGCCGAGAUGGUGGCGGUCAACGGCUUCCUCUACCGCUUUGACCUCAACCGCAGCCUGGGCAUCAGCGUGUACCGCUGCAGCGCCAGCACCCGCCUCUGGUACGAGUGCGCCACGUACCGGACGCCCUACCCGGACGCCUUCCAGUGCGCCGUGGUGGACAGCCUCAUCUACUGCGUGGGGCGCCGGCGCACCCUCCGCUUCCUGGCCGACCACAUCUCACCCAGGUUUGUGCCCCAGGAGCUGCGGAGCCUCCCCUCCGCACAGGGCACCCUCCUGCCCGCCGUCCUGGCCUUGCCCGCCCCCAACGUGCCUCAGACCAGGGUCUAGCCACCCCUCUGCUGGGACCCUCCUGCAAAACAGGGAGGCAAAAGCACCUCCUGCUCUCCACCCCAGGGGCCGGUUCUGGGAAAGCAAGUGGCCCAGGAAUGUGGCCAGCAAGAGGCGGAUUCUAAUCCGACCUCCUCUGCUGGCUGGGGCUCUUGGAUGCAUCUCUGCCCUCAGUGGGAUGCAGAGGCCCAGUGUGAAAACAGAACUAGGAGCUGGUGUUCUGAGGCCGGGGCACCCACAUCUGCGGGGGUGACCACCAACUUCCUUCAAAUCUGAAUUCUUGGGGGGAGGCACACUAGGACCCCAUGGAAGUUCAGGGGCACAGCCUUAUCAUAACCAUGGUUCUGGGUGCCAGUUGACGCCCAGUGACCCCUCAAGCGGACCCCACUGGAUAUGGGCCAGCUGUCUGUAAGCCACCAGGGUCCCUUCCUAAACAUUGGGUACUGGGCCCCUACCCCCAUGGUUCCCAGAAGCAUCUGGAACACAAAGGUGGGAAAA
This is a messenger RNA of Diceros bicornis minor, 3180 nucleotides long. RefSeq names its product kelch domain containing 7A (gene KLHDC7A). NCBI's taxonomy places the organism in Eukaryota, Metazoa, Chordata, Mammalia, Perissodactyla, Rhinocerotidae. Gene Ontology annotation, molecular function: protein binding. The record is from RefSeq and is a predicted model, not a curated record. Bases 295 to 2682 code for a protein of 795 amino acids. The transcript has a single exon.